AUGGACGAGAAGGAAAACGUGGUUUCAAGUCCAGAAGAAAAAAUAACCUCUUCACCUUUGACAAUUUUACCUGAGGUUAAAACUAUUUCUGGUACUAAUACCAACAACUUGCUUUCACCUCAAUUUGCCUCUCUUCGUUUAAAACCCGCUCAGAGUACAGAUUCUCUUACACACCAUCCAUUAUUAAACAAUGACGAUGAAGAAAGUGAUAUGGUUUCUUCAACCUGGUCAAGUCAACGCAUACCAGGUGGCUCAGUAGGUGGAUUAAUGCUCGUAAAACUCCGUGAAAUGAAUGUGGGCUUUUCGGAUAUUGUGCAAAUGUUGAUUGCAAAAAAGGUUGGAGACUGCAUGUCUUUUGGCUUUUGGUGGAAAGCCUUCACCUGUUGUGGUAUCACAGCGACACUUUUUCUUCCUGCGUCUUCGGUUAUGCCUUUCGAAAAUGUUGACCGAACUUACCUCGAAGAUCAUGUCAUUUUUUCUCAAUCAACUGAAGAUGGUAUCAAAGUGGUAACUUUAAAUGGAGUAAGAGGUUUUAUACAUCAGGAUAUCUUCAAAGCUAUUGGUUUAAUGCCUACGGAACAAGAAUUUGACAUAGACAAUCCCAAGAGUCGCAAAUCCAUAUUUGAUACUUUUUCCAAGCCUGCUGAUCUUUCUUAUGACUAUCCAACGAUUAAAAUUCUAAAUAAAAAUGCUGACAUUCUUUUACAUGGUAUGCCCAUUCAAACCAUGGUAAUAGAGUCACCUGUAAGAACAAAAGAAAUUUCGGAGCGUAUUUCUACGCGCACAGAGAUGGAGAAAAAGGUCGAAGGAUCAUAUUUACCAGAAGCAUUGUUAAAAGAAAUUGAAAAUUUUAUUAGAGAUUUUAUGAAAGAUCCCCCCAAAAACGAAGAUGCUUCGUUUGAACAAAUCCAAGGAUUGUUUGAUCAUGUGCGUUGCGAAAUCGAAUGUCAAGUCGUAGAACUUACCGAAGACAGUGAAAAUGGUAUAGAUGAAACAAUGAAUAUUGUCGAAAAUUAUGUUUGUACGGCGCUUUACGAUAAUAUUUUCAGUCCAAAAUGGUCAAAUGAUAUUGCCGAUGAUGAAGCGCUUGGAUCAAAAAUUGCUGCAUUGAAUCUUUUAGAAUUAGGACUAUCAAAUCUCGGAGUUGAUAUAAAGUCUCAGCAACAACAAGAAUUUAUUGAUCUGGCUAUACAGGUAGCAGGUGCAGAAUUGCAAAGCUUAGAACAAAAAAAGGCACCAUAUGAGAAGCUUAAUAGCCUCAUCCAUUGCCACGGGAUUGUAGUGGAAGCACUUGAGAAAAAAAUACGACAACCUCCGAGCUUUAAUAAUAUUGAUCGUGAAAGCCAUAAGUCGGCGAUUAAUCAAAAUUCAUAUGUUGUAUCAUCAAAUGACAUAUCACCUGCUUUUAUUCCAUUACCUCCAUCGCCUACGUUACCUAAAUCAACUAUUGUGCCUAUAACUCCGAUUUCGCCAAAAUUACCUAUGACACCGAUUUUGCCAACUUCACCAACUGAUGAAAAACACAGCUCGGAUGACCCUAAUGCAGACGCGAUAUUACCAUUAUUAAUUUUUAUUGUGGUUAAAUCAAAUCCAAAAAAAUUAAUUUCAAACUUGAGGUUCAUGAGAAGAUAUCGUGUACAUAAUUUGUUGUGUGGAGAAGCAGCUUAUUGUCUUACCAAUAUUGAAGCUGCUGUGUUAUAUUUAGUAAAUGAAGAUUUUUCGGCUUUAGGACUGUCACCAGAUAAAGCUUUAAGCAAUACGAAUCCUGAUCAAAGAGUUACUCGCAGAGUAGGACAAGACAUUGUUGACGUUGCUGACAGCGGCUUUAAAGUUAUUACAGGUGUUAUGGACAGUUCAGUUAAAAUGUUUGGAAGGCUUAUCGGUUAUGAAAAUACUUCCAUUGGAACGAAUCCUUCAUUAAUCGCGGGAAAAACUAAAGAAAUUCCAACUAUGUCAGAAAAAACCGAUGUAAAUGAUAAUAAAAUGAAUACUGAUAUAUCUGAAGAGGGACCAUUGAAAGAACUUGCAGAAAUAUACACAGUGAAGAAUAACAUACGUAGCGAAGAAACUUCAUCUAUUAUUAGCAACCAAAAUAAAAAUAUUCAGUUAGAUGAAAACAAAUCAUUAACGGGUCGAUUACUUCCUUUUAACGUAUUGCCACGUUUCAACAGUGAUCGCAAUCAUAUAGAGGAGGAAAAUAAAAGAUCAGUGGUGAAUGAACCUAUAAAUAAGAUAUCUCCUCCUAUUCAAAAAUUUUUAGAUUGUUCAAUUGAAGAAUUUCGCGUUAAUGAUGUACCAGAACUCUUGGAAGAUUAUAAAAGGUUGGCAAAUGCUGUUCGUGAUCUCGGAUUUUUCUCUUAG
This is a messenger RNA of Funneliformis geosporum, 2361 nucleotides long. The record is from the annotation of a GenBank genome assembly. Lineage: Eukaryota; Fungi; Glomeromycota; Glomeromycetes; Glomerales; Glomeraceae.